Molecule: messenger RNA, 2084 nt
Organism: Ornithodoros turicata
Lineage: Eukaryota; Metazoa; Arthropoda; Arachnida; Ixodida; Argasidae
Product: platelet-activating factor acetylhydrolase IB subunit alpha2-like
Exons: 5
Coding region: 206-886 (226 amino acids)
Source: RefSeq, a predicted model, not a curated record
UUGUUGAGUCGAGCCGUGGAGCCCGAAGCAAACUGUUGUUGAAGUUUUCACUUGAUGUUGUAUUUGCAGUAUAAACGUAUAACCAGUAUACACAGUGGCUUAAAACGAAACGUUCUAAGGAAAGCAAUGCACCUUCAGGCACGGCUGUAGCGAGCACUUCAACGCAAGAAGUUCAAUACCGCCCAAAAAACAUUUCAUUUUCGACAUGAGCGCCUCAGCUGUCCCAACGCAAGGGGAAGAUACCUUCGGUGAUAAUAGAUGGAUUGCUAUGCACAAGGCAUUUCUGGCAGAAGGACAAGAGAAAGAACCCGAGGUCGUGAUGAUUGGGGACCACGCCAUAGCAUAUCUACAGCUGUCUGAGGUUUGGGAAAAGAAAUUUGCUCCACUCCACUGUCUUAACUUUGGCAUUCCAAGCGACCAGACACAGCAUGUUCUCUGGCGGAUCGAAAAUGGAGAGCUGGAAGGGGUAAAUCCCAAGGUGGUGGUCCUCUCAGUGGGCUCCAGCAAUUACAGUGACACAGUGGAGAUGGUUGCAGAAGGCAUUGACGCUUGUGUGAGUGCCAUAACUAAGAGGCUGCCAAAUGCACAAGUGGUUGUCAUCAAACUGCUUCCUUGUGGGCCAGCUCCCAAUCCUUUACGUGAAAAGCGGGCAGAAGUGAAUAGCCUAUUGAGUCGCUCCCUGAAGAACAAGCCCAAUGUACAGCUCGUGGACCUUGACCCUGGGUUUGUCCAACAGGACGGCUCUAUCAACUGCCACGACCUGUUUGACUUUGAGCACCUCAACAAGCAGGGAUACAACACUGCCUUCACCCCACUUGCUGACCUGGUAGAGCAGCUUCUGCGUGAGGCAUCUGGUGCUGGAGGAGAUGCUUCUGGUGAUCUGUAGACAUUGAGCCACCAUAUUUCUCUGUUUCAUUGAUGAUAUUCACAGUUGCCUGAGUAGCACAGCUUCUUCAUCAGUGUUAUGUACAUUUUUGUUUCCUGAGAAUCUUGCAUGAACUGUAGCCAUGCGAGGCCCAUUCCAUGUUUCUGGUGAUGUUUUUUUAUAGAGACACAUCGAGAAUUACGAUUACUCUCUGACAAGGGGUUGAGCAUACCCAUGUUGCAUAUUGUUUUUGUUGCAAUGUUACAAAAUUUCUUCUUUCCUCUGGCAAGCCAGAAAUUUAGCGUGCACAUGCAGCUGUGUGCUAACAAACAAAUGCACUAAAUUUUUUUUGUGUGUGCACAGUAAUUGCUGCCUUGAAGGUGUGUGAUGUCUUGUGAGAUACACGUGGUAUUUUUUCAACUUCGAGCAUGCCAUCAGUUUGGUGACCGCAUAGCAAAUUAUUGGGUGCGUGGACCCUACUUAUCCUGCUUGCUACACUUUAGAGGAUAGCUCUUUGAAGAGCAGGUUUGUGAGCUCCUUUUGUGUAGUUCAGAUUCUGCAUCGUUUAUCUCACAGAAGUGGUGGAAGCAUAUCACCUCCUUUUAUCUAACUUAUGGCACAGUGGAUGACCAAUGCAUUGUUUGAUGAGGUUGCACAUGUUGACCAUCAUGUUGUGCACAAUCACAAACACUGGUACAACAGCAGCACAUUAUUAUUCAUUCAGUGCUUUCAUGGCACAAGCAAAAUUUUUCAGUUGUUUAUGAACAAGUUGCGUGGCUUGCCAAAACUUGCCUGACCUUAUUACAGAAAAUGAUGAGGACUGAUUAUACAGUACAGUGUGUACCAGUAAAGCAUUGUGGAUAUUUGUGUGUUCCUUCUUGCUGAGGACUAGGUGAUAAAGCAUAUAUUAGGUUGUUCUUAAUGCCAGGCCUAUUUAUAUGAAGCUAAUAAGUAUUCCUGCAGCAUAGGAAGAAACUGUGCAUGCAUUUUCCUCACACACAAAAUGCCUUGUAGAAUCUAAACAGUAGCUUGACAGCCACCGUAGACUGCUUUGUCAGUUGUAGACAUGUGAGGAGCAUCGGCGUGUUUCUGUACUAGACGUGUUGAAUGAAUGUUGCGCAUUGUACAGUGUGUGUUUGUUUUUUCUGAUGAAACUGCAUUGCUUGAAGUAUAUUGUUAAAAUAAAUGCUUUUAAGAGAUGGCUCUCAUUGAAAAAGUU